Messenger RNA from Trichomonas vaginalis G3, 477 nucleotides. RefSeq lists its product as uncharacterized. Bases 1 to 477 code for a protein of 158 amino acids. The transcript has a single exon. The record is from RefSeq and is a predicted model, not a curated record. NCBI's taxonomy places the organism in Eukaryota, Parabasalia, Trichomonadida, Trichomonadidae.
AUGCAAGUUCUUGAAACUCAACAUGCAUAUUUGACUGCAUAUGAAACACUUCAAGUUAUCAAAAGAAGACGUGCAGAUGCGGUAGUUUAUGAUGAUGCAAGAGAUGCAAAAUAUCUUGGUCAAUAUCAAAGAGUUGAUAUAGCAAGAGCUUCCAUGAUCCCAUCUUUACUUGAUCACUGCCCAGAUGGAACAAGUGAGUUCCAAGAUGAUCAUAGAAUUGCUCAUCAGAUUCUUAAAUUUACAGAAGAAAUUCAAAACAGAAUUCCUAACAUUUCACCAUUCAAAAUCCGCGAUUUAAUUGCUAAUAGACCAGAAAACGAACAACAAGUUACUGCUAUCUUCUCUUCAAACGAAGAUUACGCUUUUAUUGCAGAUCAUAUUAACGAUGUUAUAGAAUUAGUUCAAACAUAUUUCCCACCAUCGCAUGAAAAUGAUGUCGAGGAUCCAGAAAUUGAAUCAUCAGGUGAACCAAAAUAA